This is a messenger RNA of Closterium sp. Yama58-4, 831 nucleotides long. The record is from the annotation of a GenBank genome assembly. NCBI's taxonomy places the organism in Eukaryota, Viridiplantae, Streptophyta, Zygnematophyceae, Desmidiales, Closteriaceae.
AUGGCAGAAGUUAAUCGGGACGAGAGUUGCUUCAGCUCGAUCUGCGCUGCUUUAGCGGUUGUCAUUACCGCUCUGCCACCCCGUCUGGCUGCCACCUAUCCUCCUGUCCCUCAUCUUCCCUCCCUCAAUCACCCUCCCCCAAUUCCUCCAACCCCUUCCGCUUUCUCCCCUCCCGCCACGCUCCCUCCCCCACGCUCUCCCCCAUUCGCUCCUCCCCACACGCUCUCCCUGCUCGCCCUGCUGUUGUUCCAUGCUGGCAGCAUAACCAUAUCCAACCGCCAGGUGGAUUCACCAAUAGCAGUCGUCAUCACACAGCUCUGCCACCCCGUCUGGCUGCCACCUGUCCUCCUCUCCGCCGUCGUCUACCCCGGUGAGGUGGCGCGCCACGUGGGCGCCGCCCUGCUGGACGGUGACGUGGCGGCGGCGAUGCGCCUGCCAGCGUGGCAAUCCGUGCUGGAGCAGUACGAGAGGCCGUUUGACGGCCCCCAGGAUCCCACUGACCCGGGCCUGCCACUACUGCGCCUCGAGCUGGUGGUGGGCAGUUAUUUCGCGGUGGGAGGAGCCAUAGCAGCGCAGUUCAGAGCCGCCCGCAUGCCGCUGCUGGGCUUCCUGCUGCUGCUGUGGGGGCUGCUGCGCCCCAUAUUGCUCCCUCACACCUACCCCGACCCCUCCAAGGUGCAACCACCGUCCAUCCAGCCCGCCUUUCUCAUCGGCUUGACGCUUGCUUUCUUCUGCCUGCCCGGUGAGGGGGGCAGCCCGAAGAAAAAACUAAAGCAGGCGACGAUCAAGGCUGGCUCAGAUGCUGCCAAGGCGGAAAAGAAAACAAACUGA